AUGCCUCGGCAGACUCGAGUCGAAUUUAGUCUCGAUGGUAGCCAAGACAAUCCGAGCCUUCUUACGUCACGCAAGACUAGGCUCGAAGACUGCCCGGCCGAGUCACCAAUCGAAACGGCCGGAGAGUCAAGCGCAGUCGGAUCGGUACUUUGUGAAGGAGACGUGAGAAACCGAGUCAAAUCUCGAAACCGGGUCGUGAGGACGCAUACGUAA
Messenger RNA from Protopolystoma xenopodis, 213 nucleotides. Lineage: Eukaryota; Metazoa; Platyhelminthes; Monogenea; Polystomatidea; Polystomatidae. The record is from the annotation of a GenBank genome assembly.